AAAGAAACAUUGCGACUUUAUAGAAAUACGAUAAAUAGACAUAUGCAAUGUUCCCUCUCGGUACCCUGUCUUCAGUGUCACAGAAGCAAGGGUUAGAAUCCCGCUGAGGGAAGAACAAAAAAUUAGCAGAUCCAACAUUAUUGGGCUUUUGAGACGAAUUAUUUAUUUAAUAUAUAUAUCGUUUUGUUUUUUGAUUUAUAUUGGCGAAAAUAAAGACGGCUUAUUUGAAAUAAAUUUCAGAUAAACUGUCUUCAUCAGUUCAUGGAGAUUGUAUUUGUCAUAUAUGCACUUAUAGUUUGAACGAUAGAAUAAUGUGUUAGUUUGUAGACUUGAUAUGUUUAGUCUGGUGUUUUACAUGCCUGUUUGUAGACUCGAUAUGUUUAGUCUGGUGUUUUACAUGCCUGUUUGUAGACUCGAUAUGUUUAGGCUGGUGUUUUACAUGCCUGUUUGUAGACUCAAUAUGUUUAGGUCUGGUGUUUUACAUUCCUGUGUAAAUGAAUUGAUCUAUACGAGGGAAAUAUAAACACUGCGAUGUUCAGUUUAAACCUGCAACAAAGUAUACCAAUGAUGUUAUUCUUCAAAACCUUGAAAUAAUAUAAGAAUUUAACAAUAGCAUGAUACAUUUUGAUUAUAAUUAUAGUAGUAUUUUAAUGAAAUCAGGUGAGCAGUGGACAGACGUAGUUCAUCACCCCAAAUGUCACUGAAGGAUACGGACGACAAACAUCGUGUACUCUUUAACAUGCUCAUUGGCAUUAAUAUUUGUAAUUCAUGUCCUGCUCCAUAGUGUUUAUUCAAUGUUUAUAUUAUCUCGUAUAUUUUACACAAAAUUGAAAGUGACUACCGGAAAACCUUUCAAUAUGUACUGGCGUUUACUUUUCCUAUUUCAGUUGUAUAUUCUUUCCUGUUUGUAAAUAAAUUAUUAAAAAAAUAAACAAAGCAUGCACUAUGUCUCAUAUUGUCUCAGGAAAUCAGAGGCAUUUAGAGGGAUAAUUAUCCUAAAUAUUAUCAUAGAAUGCAUUAGACAAAGAUAUACCUGGAAUGGGACUCUUUAAAUAUCUAGCUUUGAUUUUGACUCUAUUUUUUAAACACUUGUUUAAUUUAAUUACAUUUAUGUUUCUGUUAUCGGUUUACUAUUUUUACAGUAUCCUAUAGGCACCUUUAAUAUCAUUAUGUCGAGGAAACGUGUUGUUUAUAUAUUGAAAUGUUAAUUCUCUUUCAAUAUUAUAAUUAUAUAUACCGACUUAACAUGACACAUAAUUCUACAGCUAUUCCUUUCUAUGAUAUCUUCGACUGGCAGAGAGAUACGGUUCCAGAUUUAGUAACACUGUCGCUGUACAUUAUAAUAGGUCUAGUUGGAAACACUAUAGUCAUUUUAGUUUACAAAUUUCAUAUGAACAAGGCAUCAGAAGAGAGAUAUUUCAUACCAGUGCUGGCACUAGCAGAUCUUAUCGCGUGUGUUGUGAGCUCCUCACUUGGAAUAGUCUGGAACUACCAUCAAACAAACUUUACAAAUGUAGCUCUAUGUAAAAUAGUGUACUAUUUCAUGGGAAACACAACAUACAUGUCUAUUUUCUUAUUGCUCUGCAUUGCAGUUCAAAGAUAUUUGAAAAUAUGCCGGAAGCGUACUUUGAGUUUACGAUGCAGGCGCAUUAUGAUUUUUAUAUGUUUAGUGUGUGCAGUAUGUUUAACUAUACCGCUCUGUUUAACAUACGGAAUUGUACACUUCAAGAAAAAUGGACUAGUGAUAACAUCGCACUGUAGUAAAUUAAAAUACGGUAACAAAAUAAUUGGCGCCCUUUACGGAAUUGUUGUAUCUUCAUUUAUUUUUCUUGUGUAUUUAUCCUUCAUAUUUCUAUAUGGGAAAAUUGGAUAUGCAAUUUACCAUCACUUUAAAAUCCAUCAGUUCAAGCAUGCACGUGCACAAUAUCCGAAAGAUCCAACUCCAACAAAUUCCAAACCGAGUAAAAGUGAGGAAUCCUACGAGGAGCAUACACAAUCUGUAAACAGUGAGACUGGUAACAAUCUUACGUUCCAAACAUUUGGAGAUACUAACAAAAGCCAUGUCAGAAAAUCAUCGUUACACGAAAUGAUAUCCGACAAAAAUCUGAAGGCAAAAGGAUUACAGAACAUUGCGUUUCCAGAUGUUGACUUAGUCAGAUUUCAAAAGAUUAGAAAUAAAUCUAUGAAGGUAGACUUCCUAACAGUCGAUAAUGGAGUUAUUACGGACGAUCAAUCUAUUGACUCGCUUCAAAUCACAUGCCCAAUGUCAGACGUAUCUUUAGACUCUCUUUCAACUACAAGACCGGAUACAAAAACCAUAUCAAAGCAGACGAAGAAGAAACACCGGAAACGGAAGCGGAGCAGACGUCUAAUGAACAAGUUCUCGUUCAUGUUUAUGACAGUUACAACAGUGUUUUUAAUAUGUUUCAUUCCUGUUUCAACUAUUUUAACCUUGGAGGGAUUUUAUCCAGACUUCUGGGAAAAACUAUCAAAAUCACAGGUUACUAUAGUGAUUUGGUUGUAUCGCACAUUUAUCAUAAACAAUAUUUCAAACCCGCUGAUUUAUGCCUUUAUGGAUAUUGAAUUUCGUAAUGCAACAAAAAAACUUUUUAACAGAUGCUGCGGCAUGAUGUGAAAAUUAAAGUGUCACUUGUUAGGAAAAUUUGGAAAAACGUCUUACCUAUCAUCAGUUCAAAUCAUCCCUAAUUACUAGCUGUAAAAAAUUGAAAACAACACGUUUAAUAAUUUCAUGCGUCCGAAGCGCUUUUCUGGAUUUACCUUCAUCAGGAACGCUCAAAGCCAAACAUUUGAAAUCCGAGGAUGUAUAAGUACCGAAACCGUUGAAGAGCUAUAUGACAAAAAUACAUAAACUUAAUGGGGUACAGAACACCUAAGGGACUUAACUCUUUAAAAUCAACUGAACGUUUUAAUUACAUACUAUUAGAAAAAAGAAAUCAAGCUUCUCCAUUAUCAAAAUUAGUGUUUGUCAAACUGUUAUGUAUCCAAUGAAACCUAUUCCUGUAAAUUGUGUGGUUCAAAUUUCUUGAAAUUUUUAUAUUUUUGUCAACAGGUAAAAGUAAAUAUUUUGUCAAAUUUUCAUGAAAAUUAAACGAGCCAAAUCUAUUUUGGUCAAAGUGUUUGGUACCCCCUUAAACACCUAAUGAAGUUUUAUGACAUUUGUAUGAAGAUAUCAGUACAUCCAGGAUUUGUAUAAUACUUAUAAUAAAUUUGUUAUAACUUUUUGCUCACAUAUUUGAGAUAUUUUCACGUAUUUUGAUGCUGGUCGAGUCUUUGUUAUUGCUUCUCUAAUACAUAACCGAUUCAUACUUUUCCCGACCGGUUGAUUUUUAAAAUUUUUUUUUUGUAAUCAACGUGUGGUUCGUUUGAUCUCAGUUCUUCCUCGGUCAAAUUACAAAAUGGGGAGCAUGCCAGAUGACGUCACAUAGAAGGAACACAUCUUUUUGCAGAUCAUUGAAAUAUAGAGUGUGUCUACAUGUAGUCUAUUUUUUUGUGUGUGUGUUUUUAUUUGGCUGUGCAUGUACUGAUUUUGUGUCAUGGAUGGAUACCCCAUAUCCUUUGUUUUUCUAUAAAAUCAUUAGAGAAUCAGUUUCCACCACUGAAACUCGUCCAAUACGAUAGUUAUCCACCCUCAACAGUUAAAUAUUAAAUAUUUAAAAAGGUCGGCAAUCCUUGCGUUUUAUGAAAAUAUAACUGUCUCGAAUGGAGAAAUAUCGAAUGACACUCGAUAUACUAGUAGUGGUUGAAUCUAUAUUUACCACCCAACACAAUAUCCAUACAUUGUAUCCAAGUAUGCAUAAUAAGCGUGUUAUUUUGAAAUUUUGGAUUUUUUUUUACCCCGAUGUACUUGUCUAUCUAUAGCAUUUUCUUUUUUUAUUGUUAUUAAUUAAAAAUAGAAAUCUGA
Molecule: messenger RNA, 3922 nt
Organism: Mytilus californianus (California mussel)
Lineage: Eukaryota; Metazoa; Mollusca; Bivalvia; Mytilida; Mytilidae
Product: cholecystokinin receptor-like
Exons: 1
Coding region: 1202-2635 (477 amino acids)
Biological process (GO): neuropeptide signaling pathway
Cellular component (GO): membrane
Molecular function (GO): G protein-coupled peptide receptor activity
Source: RefSeq, a predicted model, not a curated record